UUCAGAUCACAGGCUAACAAAAUGACCAAAAGAUUAAGAGUUUUUUGUCUUCUUAUAUCAACAUUUUGUAUUUGUCAAGGGUUGUCUCCAACAUCCACUGAACCUUCUAAUGAAGUCUUGGACGAUGCAGUCACAUCCACUCCACCCAUGCAGCCUACUGUUACAAAGGCAUAUUCUACCUGGCUUGGCAUUAUGAUGGUGAAACAAAGCAAGGGCAACUCAUCGACUCAAAGAAAAGUUUGCACAAGCUUCUACCCUGAGAUUUCGGACAUGCCUCAUUAUGAGUCAACUGCUGUUUAUCUGCCCGUCAUAGACACGUUUGACUGGUGGCCGUGCUCCACCAGCCCUCCUCCAGGGCCCCUGGCAGGUCACCUGCUGCUGCUUGAUGGUCGUCUCAACGACACCAACUGCUCCUUGUUGCAAGCCGCUGCUGCUGUUCAGGGCUUUGGUGCUGUAGGAAGUAUUUUUGUACGUGACAAGCGAGCUCCGGACCAAACUGCCACUAAUGUAUCGCUGUGGCUGACAUUCAUUAGUAAUGCUACCUAUCAAUCGAUUAUAUCAGAUGACUCGACUCUGGUCGCUGUUUAUUCUCCACCCGAAGACUCUGCGCUGAACUACAGCCUCAUUGUCAUCUGGCUGCUGGCUGUAGGCACUGUCUUUGUUGGAGCCUUCUGGUCUGGACGCAUCAGGCAUUCAUUGUAUUCCGGUGGGAGUCGUGGCAAGAGACGACACAGAAGCAGCGACGCUCAAGAGGAAGAGCACAACUCAGCCGACGCUUCAGCCUCCGCUGACGCUGAAGCCGAAGAAGCGCUCAAGAGUCGCCAGAAAGAUGAAGUUUACGUCAGCGUCAAAGUGAUGCUCUUCCUGGUCCUCAUGAUGUGUGUCAUGUUGCUGGCGCUUUAUUACCUCUACAAUUAUCUUGUGUACGUGAUCAUCGGGCUGUUCUGCAUAGCGUCCGUGACGGCCGUGUACAGCUGCCUCGAGCCUCUGGUGCUUAUGUUGCCGUGUGCUACAUGCAGGACCCCCCACUUCAACAUCUACGUGCUGCGCGGCCAGGUUGAGGUGCGGCAGCUGCUGCUCUUCAGCUUCUCCGUCGCCCUCGCGCUCGCCUGGCUCCUGCUCAGGAAUGAGUCCUACGCCUGGAUCCUGCAGGACAUCCUCGGGGUUGCUUUCUGCAUCAACAUGCUGCGUCUGAUCCGUCUGCCUAACCUGAAGAUCUGCACGGUGCUGCUCGCCUGUCUCUUCUUCUAUGAUAUCUUCUUCGUGUUCAUCACCCCGCUCUUCACCUCCGACGGCAACAGCAUCAUGGUGGAGGUGGCUAAGGGCAGCGGUGAACAAGGGGAACAGCUUCCCAUGGUGUUCAAAGUUCCACACUUCGUGUACUCCGAGGAGGUGCAGGUGUGCGGGCUCUCAGGCAACUAUAACCUGCUGGGGUUCGGUGACGUGCUCGUGCCUGGGCUGCUCAUCGCAUUCCUGUACUACUUCGACCUCAGCACCCGGCCUCACAGAUGGCCGCUCUACUUCACCGUCAACAUUAUAGCGUACAGCGUGGGGCUGUGCCUGACGUUCCUGGCGCUGUACAUGAUGCGCAGUGCACAGCCCGCGCUGCUGUACCUCGUGCCCUGUACGCUGCUCGUCACGGUCGUCAUCGCGGCGCUCAGGGGCGACCUCGCCGCCAUGUGGGCGCCUGCUGCUGCACCGGACGAGGCGCUCGACAAGAUACACGACGAAGGCGACGACGCGGCUGCGGGGGACCACGGGACCAGGGAUGACGUGCCUUAGUGGGGUUACUGGUGACAGGGGUGACGGGUGACAGGUUGACAGGGUAGGUUGAGGGUUGUCAGGGCGAAUAAAUGACAGGUGAAAAGGUGACUGGGGUUACAGGUGGAAGGGUGACAGGCGAAAAGGUGAAGGAGCGACAGGUGAAAGGGUGACAGCUAAGUGAAGGGGUGACAGUUGAAAGGGUGAACUGCUGUUAAGUGAAAGGGUGAAGGGGUGGCAGGUGAAAGUUUUGAGUGGGUGGGGUGAGGGUUGAUAGAUUGAAGGAGGUGACAGGGUGACGGAGUGAAAGGUUGAAGGGUGACAGGUUGACAGGGUGACAGGUAGACAGGUUGGCAGGUGUGAC
This is a messenger RNA of Hyalella azteca, 2125 nucleotides long. RefSeq names its product signal peptide peptidase-like 2B. The transcript is spliced from 14 exons. Gene Ontology annotation, cellular component: Golgi-associated vesicle membrane; lumenal side of endoplasmic reticulum membrane; cytoplasmic side of endoplasmic reticulum membrane. The record is from RefSeq and is a predicted model, not a curated record. Gene Ontology annotation, molecular function: aspartic endopeptidase activity, intramembrane cleaving. NCBI's taxonomy places the organism in Eukaryota, Metazoa, Arthropoda, Malacostraca, Amphipoda, Hyalellidae. Bases 22 to 1782 code for a protein of 586 amino acids. Gene Ontology annotation, biological process: membrane protein proteolysis.